CAUACCUCACAUAAACAUUAAUGCUAGCAUACAAUUUUAGAGACUUAAAAAAGUAGAUAAUUGAGCUUUCCCAGUGCAGUCACAUUGAAUGCACAACGCGGUUUUGAGACUCACAAAGAGCUUAUUACUACUCCACUUGAGCUGACUUUUUCCAUGUCUUCUUUACAUCCUUAUGACAACAGUUAAUGCUUUUGCUGUCAACUUUUGACUAUUUGCACCCUUUGUUUAAUUUUCUUCCCCUAUUUAUACACCCUUUCAUUUUGACUCUUGCCUCAACACAUUCCUAAGUAGCUAACAGUAAGAGGAAAAAAAAAGCUAUAUUUGUGAAGAAACAUAUAGAUUUUUGAAAAAAGAGAAAAAAGAGUAUACAAGGAAAAAAAAAUGGUUAGACCACCAUGUUGUGAUAAAGAAGGUGUGAAAAAAGGACCUUGGACUCCUGAAGAAGAUAUCAUUUUGGUUUCUUAUAUUCAAGAACAUGGUCCUGGAAAUUGGAAAGCUGUUCCUACCAAUACUGGUUUGUUAAGGUGUAGUAAGAGUUGCAGACUUAGAUGGACAAAUUAUCUAAGGCCAGGAAUCAAAAGGGGUAACUUCACUGACCAAGAAGAGAAAAUGAUUAUUCAUCUUCAAGCUCUUUUAGGAAACAGAUGGGCUGCCAUAGCUGCAUACCUUCCACAAAGAACAGACAAUGACAUAAAAAACUAUUGGAACACUUAUUUGAAGAAAAAGCUGAAAAAAUUGGAAACAAGUACUUCUUCUGAAUCAUGUUUAGGUCAUGAUGAAUUCUCAGUUUCUCAACCAAUAGCUAGAGGACAAUGGGAAAGAAGACUUCAAACUGAUAUUCACAUGGCCAAAAAAGCACUUAGUGAAGCUCUUCAACCAGAAAAAAGCACUUCUAGUAGCAACUUAAUGUUACCACUUGAAUCAAAUUUUUCAAGUGAAAGCUCUUUUUGUUCAACAAAACCUACAACUCAAUCUUUGUCUUAUGCAUCAAGUGCUGAUAACAUAGCUCGUUUGUUGAAAGGUUGGAUGAAAAAUAAACCUAAAGAAGGAUCGAAUGGUAAUAACACAAAUGUGACACAAAAUUAUGAGACUAGUGCUUCUAGUGAAGGAAUGGAAAAAGGGUCAACAAGUGUUGAAUUAUCUGAGACUUUUGAAUCUUUGUUUGGUUAUGAGUCUUUUGAUUCAUCAAAUUCUGAUUCUACUACUCUUUUUCAAGAUGAGAGCAAACCUGAAAAUAUUGGUGAAAUUAUGCCUUUCUCUAUGCUUGAAAAAUGGCUUCUAGAUGAUGGUGCUUGUCAAGAGAAAGUUGGUCUUAGUGAAAUUAAUUAUAUAUUUUGAAAUUAUUGUGACUAUGUUUUGGAUUUUCAAUUUUGUAAGAACUUGGGAAUCUAGCUUUUUUCUUAGUUCUAGGACUAAGCCUAAUUGAAUCUCUCUUUGGUUUUCAACACUCUUGUGGUGUAAGAAGUGUAUAUUCCACUCCAAUAUUGAUGUUAUAAUAUCAUCAUUUUCUACAA
Molecule: messenger RNA, 1514 nt
Organism: Medicago truncatula (barrel medic)
Lineage: Eukaryota; Viridiplantae; Streptophyta; Magnoliopsida; Fabales; Fabaceae
Product: transcription factor MYB30
Exons: 3
Coding region: 382-1338 (318 amino acids)
Biological process (GO): response to auxin
Source: RefSeq, a predicted model, not a curated record